AGGACGCCCUUCCAGGCGUCGCAGCCCUUCCUGCCGGAGCUGGACAUGGACGGCGGGGGGCCGCCCCCGCUGGACGGCGGGGCUGCCGCGGAGCAGGGCGCCCGGCCGGGCGAGGAGCGGCAGGGGCGCUGCACGCCUUCCAGGCUCGUCCCGGGCGCGUGGAG
This is a messenger RNA of Prorocentrum cordatum, 164 nucleotides long. NCBI's taxonomy places the organism in Eukaryota, Dinophyceae, Prorocentrales, Prorocentraceae. The record is from the annotation of a GenBank genome assembly.